Messenger RNA from Coregonus sp. 'balchen', 19544 nucleotides. The record is from the annotation of a GenBank genome assembly. NCBI's taxonomy places the organism in Eukaryota, Metazoa, Chordata, Actinopteri, Salmoniformes, Salmonidae.
AUGCUACAAUCGCUAACUAACAAUUCGUGUGUGCGGUUGAUAGAAAGUCACAAAUCGACAUGGUAUUUUUUGUUUCUAGUCUUGGGCUAUAUUCUGUAUCUUAUAUUCGGAGCUGUUGUCUUUUCCUCUGUGGAACUGCCUUACGAAGACCUUCUACGCCAGGAACUCCGAACCAUCAAAAAACAAUUCCUCCAAGAUAACGAAUGUCUAUCGGAAGAACGCCUCGAGGAGUUUUUGGAGAAAGCGCUCGAGGCCAGUAACUAUGGAGUGUCCAUUCUCAACAACGCAUCGGCAAAUUGGAAUUGGGACUUCACCUCCUCGCUGUUUUUCGCCAGUACUGUAUUGUCUACCACAGGUGAGUCAGUCAGUGGCCUAUUUUAAGUGUAGGCUACUACUUUUCAGCCAUCUAUCGAUGGAACGUUGAAUGACAUCUACGGGGCUCGCAGGAGGUGAUGCAGGCUCCGCGUCAAAGCGCGUUCUGCGUCGGCGCAUCGCCCCGGAGAAAUGAAUAGGUGCCAUUCAGAUAUUUGUUGCUUUUAAUAGCUCUAUUUUCAGAAAAAUAAGGGAGUUGCUUGCUUACGUAGUCAUGUAUGGUGGUAAUAUAGUUGAUUAUUGUCAUAACCUUCCUGUAACGUAGGCACACGACCUUCCUGAAAGCAGGUUGCAUUAUUUUGCCUGUGACACUGAAAUGUAUCCUUUCGCGACACUCUACACCAUGAUAAUAUACAGUAUGCCCUCAAUGUCUGUCUGUCUGUCUGUCUGUCUGUCUGCCUGCUUGUCUGUGUUUAUGCAGUGAGCAAGAGCACGUUCUUUCUCACGCAAUUAACACAUUUAUCCUUUAAAAAAAGCCUACAAGCCUGGGUCUGUAAUUUGACACUCCCACCAAUGAUUACCGACUUUAAAAGAAAACAACACAUAAUUUAAGUCCUCAAUGCCGUGUGAGCCUAACUUUAAGUUACAAAAUAUGUAGUUGUAUGUAGGCCUCACAUAAGUAAUGUUUAGGGAUGGGAUACCAGCAUUACAUUCUUCAGAUCAGACAGCAAAUGCGUUUAUCUUUUGAAUAGGUGUUGCAUAUAACAGCCUCCUUAUCUUAUAGCCUAUUGCGUAAAAGGCCUACAUUAGUUUCAUGUCUUUGUAGAAUUUUGGUCCUAACCCCAUGUGAUAUAAAGACACCCAGAAGUUAAGUUAUCUUUGACUCUGUGCUUUCAACAUAUAGGCCAUUUUGAAAUUGGUGUCUGAGUUCGUUGCACCUUAAGUCCCAGGUGAUACAUAGGCUUAGUGUGUGGUCCCAUGUAAAUAGACCAUAGUCACAAGGAUAGGCCUAAAGCUGGGAAAUAUGGGCGUGCCGACUGCAGACAAUCCGGUUCGACAAGAUUAGGGAUCUAUUGUCAUUCAAUACUUCCAUGACAUGACUCAAGUCACCUACCACAGUUCCUUCUCAAAAAGUCACAUUUUCCUCACACAGAAAGCUAUGUACUCUUUUAAUUGCAACAAUGAAACACAAGAAAAAAUACAAUAGUCAUAAUACAGCCAGAGAGAUCCAUGAAAAAGUAAAGUAAGGGAAGCUAUGGUGUAGAGCUAUUAGUUUCACAGGUGGUAUAGACAGCGUUUCCCAAACUCGGUCCUCUGGACCCCAAGGGGUGCACGUUUUGGUUUUUGCCCUAACACUGAUUCUAAUGAUCAAAGCUUGAUGAUUAGUUUAUUAUUUGAAUCAGCUGUGUAGUGCUAGGGCAAAAACCAAAACGUGCACCCCUUGGGGUCCCAAGGACCGAGUUUGGGAAACCCUGGUAUAGAAGAACUCACUCAGCUCAGUUCUAGUCAUUACAAUCCACCACAUUGCUUCUUGAUAGGACGCUAUGGUAGCAGUAGCCUGUUACUGCAGUAAAGAGGUCACUUUAUUUUCUCAGAGGGGAGCUUUCUUUUUGGUGUCAGGUCAGUCACACAUGGUAAUACUUUACAUUCAAUCUCUCUCAAUGUUCCAUCAGCUCAUCUUGACAUAACCGUCCAUCACAUUACUUGAUAGAGAGAAUUUUACUGCAGGAUAACAUUCCUGACAACUUUUUUGACAUAGUAAAGAUAUUGAUGACAAUGUAUCAUUGUAGGCCUUCUCUGACAUAUAAAGUAGCUUAGUUGAGUUCCAAAUCUGCAUGGUUGUGUUGGAGGGCCAUUGCAUUUAAAACACUCAUGCCAGGAACACUUAACCAAAACAUGCUACAUUCUCUUUUCUUUAAUGUCAACUUCACGUGUGAGUGCCAUGAGCUACAGAACAGAGUGCUCAAACCCCCUCUGCUGUCAUGGCUAUGCUGGUUUGCCUGUCUACAUGAGAUAAUAUGGUGUUCUGUUGCUCCUUGCUAUUGUUGUAAACAGCUUUAAAAACUAGCAAGUAUAUAAGGCUUUGCCAAAGAAACAAAGACUUGAGCUACUGACAAUAUAUAUCUUGUUUUGUUGUUCAGAAACGGAUUAAACAAAAGGAAAGGGUGCAACUCUAGUGUUUUCUCUAGUGUGCAAUAGGCAUAUUUUUGGUGUUAAGAAACACAUUUCCUUUUUAAUGUGAAAGUUAAAGGCUACAUUUACAUUUAUCAUUAUCUCAACUAACCUGUCAAUGUCCCUUUAUGUGUUUCAUCCAGGAUAUGGCCACACUGCUCCACUCUCCGAUGGAGGCAAAGCCUUCUGUAUCGUUUACUCUGUGAUCGGCAUCCCCUUCACCCUCCUCUUCCUCACUGCCGUGGUCCAACGCAUCAUGGUCUUCAGCACGCGCCGCCCAGUCAUGUACGUGUCGACCCGCUGGGGCCUGUCCAAGCCUGUCGUAGCCGUGGUCCACGCCACACUCCUCGCCAUCCUGGCUGCUUCCUGUUUCUUUCUCAUCCCGGCGGCCAUCUUCUCCUCCCUAGAGGAGAACUGGAACUUCCUGGAAAGCAUCUACUUCUGUUUUAUAUCACUAAGUACCAUUGGACUGGGAGAUUACGUACCAGGGGAGUCCUUCAACCAGAGGUUCAGACAGCUCUAUAAAGUCGGAAUCACUGGUGAGUAUUUUUAUUUUAUUUUUUGAACGAGGGGUCUACUACAAAGCACAAUCAAUGAGUUAAGCAACUUCGAUAAAGGAUUUUCUGGUUCAUUAAAGGUGCAAUAUGCAGAAAUCGUUCUGCCAUUUCCUAGUUGCAAAAAUUCUCAUAGUUGUAUAAAAUAUUGUAUAUUCAGCUGUUUGAAGCUGGUGUACAAAACCGAAAGUAAAAGACGUAAAAACGAAACUUAACAGGAAGCAUAGAAAUAGCGCACAUAUAACAGAUCUAUCGCGUUAAUUACAUAUCUGUAGCUCACAUUUCUAUGUGAAUUUGGUUGGGUUGCCCAAAAGGUUACAUAUUGCAGCUUUAAGAAAGCUAAGCCUAGAUAUGUGGUUUUUGAGUAAAUUAGACCAUGUCCAUUUCAAGAUUCUUUCAAACAAAUAAAAAGUUAUUUUACAAUAUUUAGGCAAGUUAGCUGGCUAACUCUUUGAUCCUGCUUUGUAGUUUACCCCUCAUGUUGUUUUACUCCAUUAUUUGUAAACAAUGUCUUAUUGCUGAAGCUAUACGUUGUUUGUUUACUAUCAUGUUGAUCUCAUGGACUGUCACAGUCCUUACAUCCAUAGCUUAAUCUACGAAUUUGAGAGAGGUUACAUUUCUCCAGCCGUAUCCCUCAGCUCUAUAGGGAAAAAAGUGGUGAGGCUACUGUUGAACGAAUCUCAGAUUGUGGCUUUAAAGUUUGAUGAAUGGUACCAUAUUUGGGUGCCUCUGAUCAAAGCAAACGAAACUAUCCAGACAAAUAGAGAGCCACAACACCUUGAGGCUCUGAAUGCUCUUGGAGAGUUUCUCAUUCUGUUCAGAAGCUUCAGGCUUGAAAUACAUCUUGAGGCUAAGAAUAGAGAAAAAGGCUGAUUUGAACUUAAUAGGGGGUCCUGUAUAUUUGAUGUGGAUUGCCUUCAGUACUUCUGGCAUGUUUUUGAAGUUUGGUUGACUGAGAAUCUUCACAUAUCCUUCCUAAAAAUUAUCUUGAUCAGUAUAUAGUUGGUCACAUUGGAUUCACAGGAAAGGCUUGGCAAAGCCUAUUGUGUUGAGGUCUAACGUCAUGCAGUGUAUCUACAUUCUAGUUAAUAAUUAUUAUAACCAGUGAGGGAAAACUAACACAAACCUUUCUACUUCAUGCUGCUUACUGUGAUCAUCAGCUCUCUCACUCCCACCUAGUGGUAAGAUUAGGUCACAGCAAUAGAAAAACUAAUACUGUUGUGAGGUUGUUUUCCAUCCUAGGAGCUGAGUCAGCUAAGAGUCAUCACUGGCUCAUUGAGAGGUAGAGGAGAGGAGGAAAGGAGAGCUGCAGAUGGCCUAUUCAGUAGUGGUUGUAUGGGGGAUUGUGGGAGCAGGGGGCAUUGCAUUCCAGAAUGUGUUUGUCACUAUGAGAGAAUGACAUCACUAAUCACUCAGCAGACUGUUUUGCAGGAACUACUACUCCUGCCCUCCUGUCACUAGACAGACAAGGCAGACACCUCUCACUGACUGACUGUUUCUCUCUCUCUAUCAUGCUGCAUGACAUACUGUUAAAAAUACUAUGACCCUGGGCACCACCCACUCGCUUACCUCUCCUUGUCCUGUUAACGUUUUAUUGAUCUAUUAGGAUCCCCAUUAGCCGUCGCCAAUGGCGACAGCUAGUCUUACUGGGGUACGACACAACAAAAAAGACAUUACAGACAAAAUACUUUACAAUUGACAUACAGUACCAGUCAAAAGUUUGGACACCUACUCAUUCCAGGGUUUUUCUUUAUUUGUACUAUUUUCUACAUUGUAACACAUGGAAUCAUGUAGUAACCAAAAAAGUGUUAAACAAAUCCAAAUAUAUUUUAUAUUUGAGAUUCUUCAAAGUAGCCACCCUUUGCCUUGAUGACAGCUUUGCACACUCUUGGCAUUCUCUCAACCAGCUUCAUGAGGUAGUCACCUGGAAUGCAUUUCGAUUAACAGGUGUGCCUUGUUAAAAGUUAAUUUGUGGAAUUUCUUUCCUUAAUCAGUUUGAGCGAAUCAGUUGUUGUGACAAGGAAGGGGUGGUAUACAGAAGAUAGCCCUAUUUGGUAAAAGACCAAGGCCAUAUUAUGGCAAGAACAGCUCAACUAAGCAAAGAGAAACGACAGUCCAUCAUUACUUUAAGACAUUAACGUUUCUUCAAGUGCAGUUGCAAAAACCAUCAAGCGCUAUGAUGAAACUGCCUCUCAUGAGGACCGCCACAGGAAAGGAAGACCCAGAGUUACCUCUGCUGCAGAGGAUAAGUUCAUUAGAGGUAACUGCACCUCAGAUUACAGCUCAAAUAAAUGCUACACAGAGUUCAAGUAACAGACACACCUCAACAUCAACUGUUCAGAAGAGACUGCGUGAAUCAGGCCUUCAUGGUCGAAUUGCUGCAAAGAAACCACUACUGAAGGACACCAAUAAGAAGAAGAGACUUGCUUGGGCCAAGAAACACGAGCAAUGGACAUUAGACCGGUGGAAAAUCUGUCCUUUGGUCUGAUGAGUCCAAAUUUGAGAUUUUUGGUUCCAACCGCUGUGUCUUUGUGAGACGCAGAGUAGGUGAGCAGAUGAUAUCCGCAUGUGUGGUUCCCACCAUGAAGCAUGGAGGAGGAGGUGUGAUGGUGUGGGGGUGCUUUGCUGGUGACACUGUCUGUGAUUUAUUUAGAAUUCAAGGCACACUUACCCAGCAUGGCUACCACGGCAUUCUGCAGCGAUACGCCAUCCCAUUUGGUUUGGGCUUAGUGGGACUUUCAUUUGUUUUUCAACAGGACAAUGACCCAAAACACACCUCUAGGCUGUGUAAGGGCUAUUUGACCAAGGAGAGUGAUGGAGUGCUGCAUCAGAUGACCUGGCCUCCACAAUUAGUUGGACCGCAGAGUGAAGGAAAAGCAGCCAACAAGUGUUCAGCAUAUUUGAGAACUCAUUUAAGACUGUUGGAAAAGCAUUCCAGGUGAAGCUGGUUGAAAGAAUGCCAAGAGUGUGCAAAGCUGUCAUCAAGGCAAAGGCUGGCUACUUUGAAGAAUCUCAAAUAUAAAAUUUAUUUUGAUUUGUUUAACACUUAUUUGGUUACUACAUGAUUCCAUAUGUGUUAUUUCAUAGUUUUAAUGUCUUCACUAUUAUUCUACAAUGUAGAAAAUAGUAAAAAUAAAUAAAAACCCUUGAAUGAGUAGGUGUGUCCAAACUUUUGACUGGUACUGUACAUUUCAAAACAUGUAGUGUUUGUGCAUUUAUCAGUUACACAUACAUGUCAGUACAUAACACAAAAACACAACAGUACACAAAAACUAGGUCACAUGGGGGAGCGGCGUUGUGCCGUGUGGUGUCGCUUUGUUUUUUUGAAACCAGGUUUGCUGUUCACUUGUGCUUUAUAAGAUGGAUAUACUGUAUGUUUCCUUGAGUUUGUUCUGGACCUGGGGACUGUGCUGUGUCAGUGCUGUGUGUAAGUUGACUAUGCAAACCAUUUGGAAUUUCCAACACAUUAAUGUUUCUUUCCUCAACUCUUAGCCAAGAGUGACUGGCAUGCAUAGUAUUAAUAUUAGCCCUCUGUUCUGGGCCAGCUGCUGCUUAACUAGGUAUUUCUUUGCAGCACCUAAGCAUAUGACAUGACAAUAAUCUAUAUAAGAUAAAACUAGAGCCUGCAGGACUUGCUUUGUGGAGUGUGGUGUCAAAAAAAGCAGAGCAUGUCUUUAUUACAGACAGACCUCUCCACAUCUUUACAACCAUUGAAUCUAUAUGUUUUGACCAUGACAGUUUAAAAUCUAAGGUAACACCAAGUAAUUUAGUCUCCUCAACUUGUUCAACAGCCACACCAUUCAUUACCAGAUUCAGCUGAGGUCUAAAACUUAGGGAAUGAUUUGUACCAAAUACAAUGCUCUUAGUUUUAGAGAUGUUGAGGACUAGUUUAUUACUGGCCACCCAUUCCAAAACAGACUGCAACUCUUUGUUAAGGGUUUCAAUGACUUCAUUACAUUUACAUUUACAUUUUAGUCAUUUAGCAGACGCUCUUAUCCAGAGCGACUUACAGGAGCAAUUAGGGUUAAGUGCCUUGCUCAAGGGCACAUUUACGUCAUUUAGCAGACGCUCUUAUCCAGAGCGACUACAAAUUGGUGCAUUCACCCUAUAGCCAGUGGGAUAACCACUUUACAAUUAUACUUUUUUUUCUUUUCUUUUUUUUUUUUUUGGGGGGGGGGGGGGGGGGGGUAGAAGGAUUACUUUAUCCUAUCCCAGGUGUUCCUUAAAGAGGUGGGCUUUCAAAUGUCUCCGGAAGGUGGUGAGUGACUCCGCUGUCCUGGCGUCGUGAGGGAGCUUGUUCCACCAUUGGGGUGCCAGAGCAGCGAACAGCUUUGACUAGGCUGAGCGGGAACUAUGCUUCCGCAGAGGAAGGGGAGCCAGCAGGCCAGAGGUGGAUGAACGCAAUGCCCUCGCCUGGGUGUAGGGACUGAUCAGAGCCUGAAGGUACAGAGGUGCCGUUCCCCUCACUGCUCCAUAGGCAAGCACCAUGGUCUUGUAACGGAUGCGAGCUUCAACUGGAAGCCAGUGGAGUGUGCGGAGGAGGGGGGUGACGUGAGAGAACUUGGGAAGGUUGAACACCAGACGGGCUGCGGCAUUCUGGAUGAGUUGUAGGGGUUUAAUGGCACAGGCAGGGAGCCCAGCCAACAGCGAGUUGCAGUAAUCCAGACGGGAGAUGACAAGUGCCUGGAUUAGGACCUGUGCCGCUUCCUGUGUAAGGCAGGGUCGUACUCUCCGAAUGUUGUAGAGCAUGAACCUGCAGGAUCGGGUCACCGCCUUGAUGUUGGCGGAGAACGACAGGGUGUUGUCCAGGAUCACGCCAAGGCUCUUCGCACUCUGGGAGGAGGACACAACGGAGUUGUCAACCGUGAUGGCGAGAUCAUGGAACGGGCAGUCCUUCCCCGGGAGGAAGAGCAGCUCCGUCUUGCCAGGGUUCAGCUUGAGGUGGUGAUCCGUCAUCCAUACUGAUAUGUCGGCCAGACAUGCAGAGAUGCGAUUCGCCACCUGGUUAUCAGAAGGGGGAAAGGAGAAGAUUAGUUGUAUCGUCAGUGUAGCAAUGAUAGGAGAGGCCAUGUGAGGAUAUGACAGAGCCAAGUGACUUGGUGUAUAGGGAGAAAAGGAGAGGGCCUAGAACUGAGCCCUGGGGGACACCAGUGGUGAGAGCACGUGGUGCGGAGACAGCUUCUCGCCACGCCACUUGGUAGGAGCGACCGGUCAGGUAGGACGCAAUCCAGGAGUGAGCCGCGCCGGAGAUGCCCAGCUCGGAGAGGGUGGAGAGGAGGAUCUGAUGGUUCACUGUAUCAAAGGCAGCAGACAGGUCUAGAAGGACAAGAGCAGAGGAGAGAGAGUUAGCUUUAGCAGUGCGGAGAGCCUCCGUGACACAGAGAAGAGCAGUCUCAGUUGAAUGACCAGUCCUGAAACCUGACUGGUUUGGAUCAAGAAGGUCAUUCUGAGAGAGAUAGCAAGAGAGUUGGCUAAAGACGGCACGCUCAAUAGUUUUGGAAAGAAAAGAAAGAAGGGAUACUGGUCUGUAGUUGUUGACAUCAGUGGGAUCGAGUGUUGGUUUUUUGAGAAGGGGUGCAACUCUCGCUCUCUUGAAGACAGAAGGGACAUGGCCAGCGGUCAAGGAUGAGUUGAUCAGCGAGGUGAGGUAGGGGAGAAGGUCAGCGGAGAUGGUCUGGAGAAGAGAGGAGGGGAUGGGGUCAAGCGGGCAGGUUGUUGGGCGGCCUGCAGUCACUAGUCGCAAGAUUUUAUCUGGAGAGAGAGGGGAGAAAGAAGUCAAAGCAUAGGGUAGGGCAGUGUGAGCAGGACCAGCAGUGUCAUUAGACUUAACAAACGAGGAUCGGAUGUCGUCAACCUUCUUUUCAAAGUGGUUGACAAAGUCAUCCACAGAGAGGGAGGAGGGGGGGAUUCAGCAGUGAGGAGAAUGUGGCAAAGAGCUUCCUAGGGUUAGAGGCAGAUGCUUGGAAUUUAGAGUGGUAGAAAGUGGCCUUAGCAGCAGAAACAGAUGAAGAAAAUGUAGAGAGGAGGGAGUGAAAAGAUGCCAGGUCGGCAGGGAGUUUAGUUUUCUUCCAUUUCCGAUCAGCUGCCCGGAGCUCUGUUCUGUGAGCUCGCAAUGAGUCAUCAAGCCACAGAGCUGGAGGGGAGGACCGAGCCGGCCGGGAGGAUAGGGGACACAGGGAGUCAAAGGAUGCAGAAAGGGAGGAGAGGAGGGUUGAGGAGGCAGCGCGUUACCAUCUGUGUAGGGGCAGAGUGAGUAGUGUUGGAGGAGAGCGAGAGAGAAAAGGAUACAAAGUAGUGGUCGGAGACAUGGAGGGGAGUUGCAGUGAGAUUAGUAGAAGAGCAACAUCUAGUAAAGAUGAAGUCAAGCGUAUUGCCUGCCUUGUGGUGAGAGGGUGAGGUCAAAAGAGGAGAGGAGUGGAAAGAAGGAGGCAGAGAGAAAUGAGUCAAAUGUAGACGUGGGGAGGUUGAAAUCCCCCAGAACUGUGAGGGGUGAGCCAUCCUCAGGAAAGGAACUUAUCAAGGCGUCAAGCUCAUUGAUGAACUCUCCAAGGGAACCUGGAGGGCGAUAGAUGACAAGGAUAUUAAGCUUAAAUGGGCUAGUGACUGUGACAGCGUGGAAUUCAAAUGAGGAGAUAGACAGAUGGGUUAGGGGAAAAAUUGAGAAUGACCACUUGGGAGAGAUGAGGAUUCCUGUGCCACCACCCCUCUGACCAGAUGCUCUCGGGGUAUGCGAGAACACAUGGUCAGACGAGGAGAGAGCAGUAGGAGUAGCAGUGUUUUCAGUGGUAAUCCAUGUUUCCGUCAGUGCCAGGAAGUCGAGGGACUGGAGGGUAGCAUAGGCUGGGAUGAAGUCAGCCUUGUUGGCGGCAGAACGGCAGUUCCAGAGGCUGCCUGAGACCUGGAACUCCAGGUGUGUGGUGCGUGCAGGGACCACCAGGUUAGAGAGGCAGCAGCCACGCGGUGUGAGGCGUUUGUGUAGCCUGUGCGGAGAGGAGAGAACAGAGAUAGGCAGAGGGAUAGUUGACAGGCUGCAGCAGAUGGAUACAAUAAUGCAGAGGAGAUCGGGAUGAAAUGAACUAAACAUCAGGGAAAUGAGAGAGCAGGCCUCCCUCACCCAAAAAAAAAAAUAUAUAUAUAACUCUCCCAACUUCCACCUCAGAAACUAUAAUUGUUUCACUGAAUCACCCGAGUAAAACUCUCCCAACUUCCACUUUAGAAAUUAGAAUUGUUGUAAACUACAGCAGACUGUUAUCAGUAGCUGUAAUUAAGUACAGCAGCUACCAACCACCUAACGUUAAUGCCUCGGAUGAGGUUAGAAAAACAGCUGAAUGGUAGCAGCUAGCUGGCUCAAUCACAGGUACUCUUAAGCAUGAAAUAACAUUGGAAACAAUUAACCACAGUUGCAAAAAGUUACCAGUAGCUACCCGUAUUAUAGGUAGCUUGUUGGUCCAAGUAGAGGGUAGGCUAGCCUCGUGCUUCGCCGGAGUCCGCCGAAUACAGUCCUUACCUACAAUAAUUACCUACAAUAACCUUCAAUAACUACCUGAGUAAGCUACCUAUAAUACCAAACUACAAUACCUACCUACAAUCUAAAUACAUGGUUUAAGCUUAACUCAACACCAUAUAAGAAGCCAAGCUUACCUUUCAUAACGCAGCAACGAUUAAACGUUGGGUAGCUAGCACAAAGAUAUUGUAUUUAGCUACCACAGUACAGCCUGCUGGUAGUGUUGGCUGGCUAGCAAUGGCUACUGUGUUGACUUUGUUUGAAAAACGGCGUCGCUGCGAACGAAUGUAGCUGGCUAAAAGGAUAUUGUUUUUUAGUUGCAACCGUUGCUAAUAGCAACUCGCCAGCUAAUCCAGGAGGUGAGUUAGCUAGCUAGCUUCGUGCUACAUCCGGCACCGCCGAAUACAAAAGUAACCUACAAUAACUACACAACAGCUACCUACAACAGCCCACGAUGCCUACCUAUACUACUUAAUAAUAUACAGCCCACGAUGCCUACCUAUAGUACCUAACUACAAUCUAAAUACAUAGUUUAAGCCUUACUCGACAAAGCCCAAGCUAUGUAUAAAGCCAAACUGGCAGACUGCAAUCAGUAGCCGAAAUUAAGUACAGCAGCUACCAACCACCUAACGUUAAUGAUAAUGAGGUUAGAAAAACAGCUGAAGGUGGCAGCUAGCUGGCUCAAUUACAGGUACUCUUAAGCGUGAAAUAACAUUGGAAACAGCUAACCACAGUUGCUAAAAGUUACCGGUAGCUACCCGCUAGCUAGCUAGCUUUGUUGGUCCAAGUAGUGGGUAGGCUAGCCUCGUGCUUCGCCGGGGUCCGCCGAAUACAGUCCUUACCUACAAUAAUUACCUACAAUAACCUACAAUAACUACCUGAGUAAACUACCUAUAAUACCUAACUACAAUACCUACCUACAAUCUAAAUACAUGGUUUAAGCUUUACUCAACACCAUAUAAGAAGCCAAGCUUACCUCCUGCUAGAGAAAACACAACCUCUCCCGUCAGCAUCUGUAAAAACGGGGCAUUAGCUGUGGUUGCUAAUGCAUCAGUGGUUGAAUCAUUAGCAUAUAUGGGCACGCAUGCUUUUUUAAAAGCCAGUGGCAGGUCAUUGGUAAAAAUAGAAAAGAGUAUAGGGCCUAGAGAGGUGACCUGCGGUAGACCACACUUUACAUGUUUGACAAUAGAGAAGCUUCCAUUAAAGAGAACCGUUUGAGUUCUGUUAGAUAGCUCUGAAUCCACGAUAUGGCAGAGGUUGAAAAGCAAAAACACAUACUUUUUCUCAACAAAAGGAUAUGGUCAAUAAUAUUAAAGGCUGCACUGAAAUUUAACAGUACAGCUCCCACAAUCUUAUUAUCAAUUUCUUUCAACCAAUCAUCAUUUGUCAGUGCAGUACAUGUUGAGUGCUCUUCUACAGUGAGGGAAAAAAGUAUUUGAUCCCCUGCUGAUGUUGUACGUUUGCCCACUGACAAAGACUUGAUCAGUCUAUAAUUUUAAUGGUAGGUUUAUUUGAACAGUGAGAGACAGAAUAACAACAACAAAAUCCAGAAAAACACAUGUCAAACAUUUUUAUAAAUUGAUUUGCAUUUUAAUGAGGGAAAUAAGUAUUUGACCCCUCUGCAAAACAUGACUUAGUACUUGGUGGCAAAACCCUUGUUGGCAAUCACAGAGGUCAGACGUUUCUUGUAGUUGGCCACCAGGUUUGCACACAUUUAAGGAGGAGUUUGUCCCACUCUCUUUGCAGAUCUUCUCCAAGUCAUUAAGGUUUCGAGCCUGACGUUUGGCAACUCGAACCUUCAGCUCCCUCCACAGAUUUUCUAUGGGAUUAAGGUCUGGAGACUGGCUAGGCCACUCCAGGACCUUAAUGUGCUUCUUCUUGAGCCACUCCUUUGUUGCCUUGGCCGUGUGUUUUGGGUCAUUGUCAUGCUGGAAUACCCAUCCACAAUGCCCUGGCUGAGGAAAGGAGGUUCUCACCCAUGAUUUGACGGUACAUGGCCCCGUCCAUCGUCCCUUUGAUGCGGUGAAGUUGUCCUGUCCCCUUAUCAGAAAAACACCCCCAAAGCAUAAUGUUUCCACCUCCAUGUUUGACGGUGGGGAUGGUGUUCUUGGGGUCAUAGGCAGCAUUCCUCCUCCUCCAAACACGGCGAGUUGAGUUGAUGCCAAAGAGCUCGAUUUUGGUCUCAUCUGACCACAACACUUUCCCCCAGUUCUCAUCUGAAUCAUUCAGAUGUUCAUUGGCAAACUUCAGACGGCCCUGUAUAUGUGCUUUCUUGAGCAGGGGGACCUUGCGAGCUGCAGGAUUUCAGUCCUUCACGGCGUAGUGUGUUACCAAUUGUUUUCUUGGUGACUAUGGUCCCAGCUGCCUUGAGAUCAUUGACAAGAUUUAUUUAUUUUAUUUAUUAUACAUUUAGCAGACGCUCUUAUCCAGAGCGACUUACAGGAGCAAUUAGGGUUAAGUGCCUUGCUUAAGGGCACAUCGACAGAUUUUUCACCUAGUCGGCUCGGGGAUUAGAACCAGCGACCUUUCGGUUACUGGCACAACGCUCUUACCCACUAAGCUACCUGCCGUGUAGUUCUGGGCUGAUUCCUCACCGUUCUCAUGAUCAUUGCAACUCCACAAGGUGAGAUCUUGCAUGGAGCCCCAGGCCGAGGGAGAUUGACAGUUAUUUUGUGUUUCUUCCAUUUGCGAAUAAUCACACCAACUGUUGUCACCUUCUCACCAAGCUGCUUGGCGAUGGUCUUGUAGCCCAUUCCAGCCUUGUGUAGGUCUACAAUCUUGUCCCCGACAUCCUUUGAGAGCUCUUUGGUCUUGGCCAUGGUGGAGAGUUUGGAAUCUGAUUGAUUGCUUCUGUGGACAGGUGUCUUUUUAUACAGGUAACAAGCUGUGUGCUCCUAAUCUCAGCUCGUUACCUGUAUAAAAGACACCUGGGAGCCAGAAAUCUUUCUGAUUGAGAGGGGUUCAAAUACUUAUUUCCCUCAUUAAAAUGCAAAUCAAUUUCAAAAAAUUUUGACAUGUGUUUUUGUGGAUUUUUUUGUUGUUAUUCCGUCUCUCACUGUUCAAAUAAACCUACCAUUAAAAUUAUAGACUGAUCAUUUCUUUGUCAGUGGGCAAACGUACAAAAUCAGCAGGGGAUCAAAUACUUUUUCCCCUCACUGUAUAUAAGCAUGCUGAAAGUCUGUUAAUUUGUUUACAGAGAAAUAGCAUUGUAUCUUGUCAAACACAAUUUUUUCCAAUAGUUUGCUAAGAGCUGGCAGCAAGCUGAUAGGUCUGCUGUUAGAACCAGUAAAGACCGCUUUACCACUCUUGUGUAGUGGAAAGACUUUAGCUUCCCUCCAGGCCUGAGGACAAAGUCUUUCCUCUAGGCUCAGAAUAAAGAUAUGAGUGGCUAUAUAGUCAGCUACCAUCCUCCGUAGCUUUCCAUUUAAGUUGUCAAUGCCAGGAGGUUUGUCAUUAUUGAUCGAUAUCAAUAAUUUUUCCACCUCUCUCACAUUAACUUAAAAAAAUUAUAACUUGCAAGGCUUUUCUUUCUUUCAUUUUUUUUUUUUUAUGCAUGAGUAAGAUGGCUCACUGUUCGUUGUUGGCAUUUCCUGCCUAAGUUUGCCCACUUUGCCAUUGAAGUAAUCAUUAAAAUAAUUGGCAAUAUCAAAUGGUUUUCUAAUGAAUAAGCCAUGAGUUUAGUCACAUAAUUUCUCAAUUUUCAGUAAGUCAGCCAGUCAGAUGUGCAGCCAGACUUAUUAGCCACUCCUUUUGUCCCAUCUCUUUCAACCAUACCGUGUUUCAAUUCCUCAUCAAUUCAUGGAGCCUUAACAGUUCUAACAGUCAAUUUCCUAACAGGUGCAUGUUUAUCAAUAAUUGGAAGAAGCAAUUUCACAAAUUCAUCAAGUGCAACAUCUGGAUGUUCCUUAUUAAUCACAUCAGACCAACAAAUAUUUUUAACAUCAUCCAUAUAAGUCACAGCAAAAUAUUUUGUAUGAUCUCUUAUACACUAUUUUAGGCCUAAUAUAGCCACUAUAUUGUGAUCACUGCAUCCAAUGGGUACGGAUACAGCUUUAGAACAAAGUUCUACAGUAUUACUAAAAAUGUGACCAAUACUUGUGAAUGAUCUUGUUUCUGUAGUGUUUGUAAACACCCUGGUAGGUUGAUUAAUAACCUGAACCAGAUUACAGGCACUGGUUACAGCGGGAAGCUUCCUCUUGAGCGGAUAGCUUGAUGAAAAUCAGUCAAUAUUCAGGUUCCCAAUAAAGUAGACCUCUCUGUUUACAUCACAUACACUAUCAAGCAUUUCACACAUGUUAUUUAGAUACUGACUGUUAGCGCUUGGUGGCCUAUAGCAACACCCCAAAAGAAAAGGCUUUAGAUGUGCCAGGUGUAUAUCCUUGUAUUGUUACUGCUGUAUCAUCAAAUGAAUUAUUGCCACAAAGUUGGAAGCACAGAAUCAUCUAGAAUGUCAUUUGUAUGCUGUAGCGUUAAGAUUUCCCUUCACUGGAACUAAGGGGCCUAGCCCGAACCAUGAAAAACAGCUCCAGACCAUUAUUCCUCCUCCACCAAACUUUACAGUUGGCACUAUGCAUUGGGGCAGAUUUGUCCGUCAGACUGCCAGAUGGUGAAGCAUGAUUAAUCACUCCAGAGAACGCGUGUCCACUGCUCUAGAGUUCAAUGGCGGCGAGCAUUACCCCACUCCAGCCGACGCUUGGCAUUGCACAUGGUGAUCUUAGGCUUGUGUGCGGCUGCUCGGCCAUGGAAACCCAUUUCAUGAAGCUCCUGAUGAACAGUUAUUUGGCUGACGUUGUUUCCAGAGGCAGUUUGGAACUCGGUAGUGAGUGUUGCAACCGAGGACAGAUUAUUUUUUAUGCACUACGCACUUCAGCACUCGGCGGUACUGUUCUGUGAGCUUGUGUGGCCUACCACUACGCGGCUGAGCCGUUGUUGCUCCUAGACAUUUCCACUUCACAAUAACAGCACUUACAGUUGACCUAGGCAGCUCUAGCAGGGCAGAAUUCUUACAAACUGACUUGUUGGAAAGUUGGCAUCCUAUGAAGGGGUCCAUGUUGAAUGUCACUGAGCUCUUCAGUACAGGCAAUGCUACUGCCAAUGUUUGUCUAUGGAGGUUGCAUGGCUGUGUGCUCGAUUCUAUACACCUGUCAGGGUGUAGCCGAAUCCACUAAUUCUAAGUGGUGUCCACAACCUUUUGGCCAUGUAGUAUACAUUGGUUAAAAGACGCAGGUCACAAAAACGAAAUGAAGUUAAGCUAGUAAUACAUUUAGUUGUUUUUGAAACAUUAGAAAGCAUACUAAUAUUUUGGCUGGUAAAAAAAAUCUGGUCACUUCUCUCCUAGUGUUUCUUCCUCUUCUAAGUUCAGCUGCGACCGUGUCAGUGGAGGUCUUGUCGCAAAACUAAGACCGUCGCUGAACCAAAGACAGUUCUGUGGAGUUGUUCGAGGAAGGAAAGAGGGGAAGGCGCCACGUAACUCUCUCUUGAGUAUUUUACCUAGUUAUUUUCAGAUGAUCUAAUUUUGCUCUUUUGUAGCUUUGGUGACUGUGUGUUUUCUAUCCCAGUUCGCUCUUCUCCAUGUAGACUUUACAGAUGCUCCCCACACCUUGGCUGCAACUCUUCUAAUUUAGUGUACCAUGCGCGCACAACCCAUGUGGAAUUCUUGGUCUCUGGCAGCAUUUGGAACUGCUGAUCUGCUUUCAAGAACACAGAGUUCAUCUCAGCCUAUGCUGCCCUUCAGUCCCUUGACUUUUUGGCCCUGACGGAGACCUAGAUCACCCCAGAGAACACUGCUACUCCAGCUGCUCUCUCUUCAUCUGACUAAGUUUUCUCUCAUAGUCCGAGAGCAUCUGGUCGUCGCGGUGGUGGCACAGGGCUACUCAUUUCUCCAAAUUGGAGAUUUUCUAUUUUCUCCCUCUCUCGCCUGUCCAUCUCUUCAUUUGAAUUACAUGCUGUCACUUGUCCACUCAAGCGUAACAUAGAUGACAACAACAAUCACCCACCAGGUGCCCUUAGAGUUGGUUCUUUCUUUUUUAUUCCUCAAUGAGCUUGACACUUUGAUAAGCUCAUUUUCUGACAAUGGCUCACCUCUCUUCGUACUUGGCGACUUCAACCUCCAGAAGUCUGUCUUUGAUUUAAUUUCUUUCCAUCUCUCUCUUUCCCCUCCUUGCCUCUUGACCUCACCCUUUCCCAGUCCCCUCCCACUCACAAAGCAGGCAAUACGCUUGACCUCAUCUUUACUCGAGGCUGUUCGCCUGCUAAUCUCACUGCAACCCUCCUCCAGGUCUCUGAUCACUACUUUGUUUCCUUUUGUCUCCCUUUCCUCCAACCCUAGCCACUCAGCCCCUAUACAGACGGUCAUGCCCCGUCGCAAUCUUAGCGCUCUCUCUCCCACUACUGUCUCCUCUCCUAUCAUCUCUCCCUUCUGCUAAAUCCUUCUCCCUCCUAUCUCCUGAUUCUGCCUUUUCAACUCUACUCCUCAAUUUCCGCAUCCUAUGACUCGCACUGUCCCCUUUCCUCCCGGCCGGCUCGGCCCUCCCCUCCUGCUCCGUGGCCGAGUGUUUCAUUGCGAACUUACAGAACAAGGUUGAGAGCAGCUGAGCGAAAAUGGAGAAAAACUAACCUUCCGGAGGACCUAUCAUCCUUCCACUCCCUCCUCUCUACCUUCUCUUCAUCUGUAUCUGCCGCUAAAGCCACUUUAUAUCACUCUAAAUGUCAAGCUUCUGCCUCUAACCCUAGUAAACACCUUUCCACCUUCUCCUCCCUCCUUAAUCAUCCACCCCCUCCCUCUCUGCGGACAAAUUUGUCAACCACUUUGAAAAGAAGGUUAACGACAUCCGCUUCUCAUUCACUCAGCCGAUUUGAGUCCACUGGUCCCUUUCACACAGAACUACCCUACGUCUUGACAUCUUUCUCCCCUCUCUCUCUCCAGAUGAAAUCCUGCGACUAGUGAGGUCCGGCCGCCCGACAUCCUGCCCGCUCGACCCCAUCCCCUCCUCCAGACUAUCUCUAGAGACCUUUUCCCAUUCCUCACUUCCCUCAUCAACUCAUCCCUGACUACGUCACCUCUGACUUCAAAAUGGCCCGAGUCGCUCCUCUCCUCAAGAAACCAACACUCGAUUCCUCUGACGUCAAAAACUACAGACCGGUAUCCCUUUCUUUUCUUUCCAAAACACUUGAGCGUACUGUCUCUGACCAACUCUCUCGCUAUCGCUCUCUCAGAACUAUCUUCGUGACCCUAACCAGUCAGAAUUCAAGACAGGUCACUCAACCGAGACUGCUCUUCUCUAUGUCACGGAGGCUCUCCACACUGCCAAAGCUAUCCUCUGUUCUCAUCCUCCUAGAUCUAGCCGCUGCCUUCGACACCAUGAACCAUCAGGGCUGGGCAUCUCAGGCUCUGCACACUCAUGGGUUGCGUCCUACAUGGUGACGUGGAGAUGAUCUGCGUCAGCAGCACGUACUCCCACGACUGGUGUACCCUGGGGCUCGGUUCUAGGCCCUCUCCUCUUCUCUCUAUACACCACGUCACUCAGCUCCGUCAUAUCCUCACAUGGUUUCUCCUAUCAUUGCUAUGCGGUUGACACUUAACUACUUUUCUCCUUCCCCCCUUCUGACACCCGAGUGGCAACACGCAUCUCUGCGUGCCUGGCAGAUAUCUCCGCUUGGAUGUCGGCCCACCACCUCAAGCUCAACCUCGACAAGACUGCGCUGCUCUUCCUCCCGGGAAGGCCUGCCCACUCAAAGACCUCUCCAUCAUGGUUGACAACUCCACAGUGGCCCCAUCCCAGAGUGAUAAGAACCUUGCUGUGACCCUGGACAACACCCUGUCGUUCUCUGCAGACAUCAUAGCAGUUCAUGCUCUACAACAUCUGUAGAGUACGACCCUACCUCACACCGGAAGCGUCGCAGGUCCUAAUUCAGGCACUUGUCAUCUCCCGUCUGGAUUACUGCAACUCGCUGUUGGCUGGGCUCCCCGCUUGUGCCAUCAAACCCCUGCAACUUAUCUAGAACGCUGCAGCCCGCCUGGUUUUCAACCGUCCCAAGGAAGCUUGCAUCCACUACAAGACCAUGCUAUGCUCUGCUAUGCUAUGCUCAAAACCUACACCCCAACCCGAGCACUCAAUUCUGCCAGCUCUGGUCUCUUGGCCCUCCCACCCCUACCUGGAGGGCAGCUCCCGCUCAUCCCAGUCCAACCUCGUCUCUGUCCUGGCACCCCAAUGGUGGAACCAGCUUCCCCCUGAAGCUAGGACAGUAGAGUCCCUGCCCAUCUUCCGAUAACAUCUGAAACACUUCCUCUUCAAAGAGAAUCUUAAAUAAUCCCACAGCAUCCCCUUUUUUUGUGAACUAACACUCAAACUUUUUUUUUUACUAGCUCUGACUUUGCUGAUAGCUAUAUUAUUGAGGAAAAAUGUACUUACUGUGAUAUGUGGUUGUCCUACCUAGCUUUCUUAAGAUUAAUGUACUAACUGUAAGUUGCUCUGGAUAAGAGCGUCUGCUAAGGUCACCUCCUCUCACCAAAAGUUGCUUCCACUACUAAGGUCACCUCAUUUCUCAGUCUCAGUUAGUGUUGCUUCCUCUUCUAAAGGUCAACUCAUCUCUCCCUCUCAUUUCAAUGAGCAUUAUUCGCAUGAAUACAUGAGUAAAUAUUGCUAAAAAAAUUUUUUUUUUCCAUGCAACCCCCCCCCCCCCCCCACCCCCACCUGUUGCUUGUCCUGAUUGUGAUGCUUGGUGGUCCUUGAGACCUUCUGUGAUUGAUAAUAGUUCCUCUAGUAACCCCUCCUCUCUCUCCAGUCUACCUCCUCCUGGGCCUGGUCGUGAUGCUGGUUGUCUUGGAGACCUUCUGUGAGCUGCAGCAGCUGAAGACACUGAGGAAGAUGUUCUAUCUGAAGAAGGAGAAACCACAGGACCGCCUGGCAAUACUAGAGCACGACCAUCUGUCCUUCACCUCCGUGUCCCACCAGACCAACUCCACCUCGCUCAGGGAGGACAAGACCAAGGAUGUACCCUUC